AUCAGGCGCAAGAAGAAUGUCAAGAAGGGUAUCCAGUUCUGCAUCAUGGUCUGCGGUGCAUCCGGCACUGAGCGUCCUGUCUGGUGUCGAGCAAGACGACCCCGUCAACGCACAUAUCGAAGGCGGUGUUCAAAUAAAGCCCGUCACCGUUGGUACGAUUCAAAAUGUCCCUUGUCGCCACUGCCGUCGUGCUCAUAGUCGUCUGCANGAGCUCGAACUCGAUGAGGAGGGUACCCGUAUCUCGCUGACCGUUGUCGAUACUCCUGGAUUCGGUGACCAAGUCGACAAUGAAUCAAGCUUUGGCGAAAUCGUCGGCUACCUCGAGCGCCAGUACGACGACAUUCUCGCCGAAGAGUCCCGUAUCAAGCGUAACCCCCGAUUCCGCGACAACCGUGUUCACGUCUUGCUCUACUUCAUCACACCCACUGGUCACNNGGGUAUGCACAUUCACAUUGUUGCCCACCUCGCUGAUCGUUUC
Aureobasidium vineae is the source of this 478-nucleotide messenger RNA. Lineage: Eukaryota; Fungi; Ascomycota; Dothideomycetes; Dothideales; Saccotheciaceae. The record is from the annotation of a GenBank genome assembly.